AUGAAGCCUGAAGAUUAUAAGCAGUUUUUACGCAGCCAUAAAUUUGACCCCGAGAAUCGACCAAAAGAACGUGGCGAUGCUAUCCACGCAGCUAUUAUUGAGAAGCGGGUUUAUAUCGCUAUUGAACUGCUAAACUUAUAUCCAAAAGAUUGUCUAGAGGCAAGAAGUCGCAGCGGAUCCAAGAAUUGGCGCACUCCGUUGCACAACGCCUGUGAGAAUGAGCGAACGUUGGUAGUUAAGAAUCUUCUCGACAAAGGAGCAGAUGUUAAUGCACGAAGCUUUCGCAAACUCACUCCUCUCGUUUUUGCAACUGAAGCAAGAAACCUCGAAAUUGUGAAACUUUUGGUGGGAAAAGGAGCCGACGUCAAUCUUCAGACAGAUCAAAAGACCACUAAAAGAAGUGCACUCCAUGUUGCUGCAACCAUAGAAUCGCCAGACUUCAUAUUGACUCUCCUUGUCAAUGGAGCAGAUCCCAAGCUUGUGAACACAACCGGUAAUACUCCUCUGCAUCUUGCUGUUCGGUCCGGCUGUGCAUCUGCGGCCGCUCUUCUGCUUUUUCAUGGAGCGUCUCCCACAGUCAGAAAUGAAAAUGGAAAGUCGCCUCUCGAUCUCGUCGAGAAAUUGAAUCAGGGUGAUCGCGAGCAGUUCACUCACAUAUUCGAGUGCGCUAAGAAAGAAGGAGAAUUCGGGGACUUCUUGGACCGUCAUAUUAGACCUGGUAUACCAGUUGAUCUGGUCGCCGCAAUGCACUGGGCUAUAUCGCAAGACCUUGAACGAGCCGUUGCUUAUAUCCUACAUAUCGAUCCACACGCAGCAGGGGCGACUCUACCUAGGGGAUGGUAUCCUCUACAUGUUGCAGCGAGGGCUGGACAUGAGAAGUGCGUUGCGGUCCUUCUUGAGCACGGGGCGGAAGUUGAUUGUAAAACUAAGACGAGUUACACACCAUUAAUGCUGGCUGCUGAGAAGGGCCAUAAGAAGACUUUGCGCGUCCUACUCGAGUAUGGUGCAAGUCGCUCAGCAACAAACGAGAGCGGAGAAAAUGCAUGGAAGAUUGCUAGACAGCACGGCCACCGCUUUCCAAUGCCGCUACCUGUCAGACAUGUCGACCCUUCCGAAGUUAACCGUGAUGAUAAGGAACUGGACGACAAUAAUAGCUUGGCUCCUCCGAAGGAGAGGCCGCAGUGCAGAACACCCUCUCCGGGGCCAAGGGACGUUGCAGAAGACCCAGGUAAAGGUGAAUUAUACGCAAUCGGAGAUGCAAGAAGUCAGGAAGAACAGUCUACACCCACGCCUCAAAACUCGGAGAAUUUCGAGGCUUUCCUCAAGACUUUGGAGGAAACAUGGUAUAACCGGAUUGGAUGGCAUCCCGACGAUGAUAUUGAAGGGCCUACCGACAAGUGGCCUGGGCCGCCGGUGAAGGUCGCCAUACUCGACACUGGAAUUGAUCUAAACCAUCCCGAUUUCAGCCAACCGGCAAAACGAAGAACAAAAAUAGGGGUGAAGCUGCAGACCUCAGCAUAUCCAGAAGAGAUACAAAGCAAGAGAAUCAAAGCCUGCAAGAACUUUGCAGAUGGACCUGACGAUGACGUGACUGAUGAAGACGGCCAUGGUACUCAUAUUGCAGGCUUGAUCAUGACCAUUGCUCCGCGUGCUGAACUAUACAUUGCAAAAGUGAGCAGUUCACGGAAACCAGAUGAUAAUGAAGAAAGCCCGAAGAAGAAGCCAAAAAGAGGUGGCAAACAGGCCCAUCCCAUCCGAGAGGCUCUCAGAUGGGCCAUAGAAAACCGGGUAAACAUUAUCAACAUGUCACUUGGCUUUAGUGAACAAGGCUCUCUCGAACUUGUCCAAACUUUAGAUGAAGCAGGCAAUAAAGGAAUCUGUGUCUUCGCAGCAGCUGCAAAUCAUGGAGAUAUUCAUGCCAUAGCCUGGCCGGCGCGUGAUCACCGACUGGCCAACUGCGUGGGAUCAACCGAUGAACAUUAUAAACUUGCCUGGGUCAGCCCUACCGCAAAUGAGAACUUCCUCAUCUUCGGCACCUUUGGUGUGGAUAUAUCUAGUCAUUGGCCAGGCGGAGGAUACCGCAGGAUGAGCGGCACAUCUGUCUCGACACCAAUCGCUGUGGGCAUGGCGGCUAUGAUAAUAGCCUUCCUGAACAAGAAGAAUGACUGGGAUGUAGAGGAUAAAGAGCGAAAUCUUGAUAAGCCAAAGGAGUGGCUAAUAAGAGGUACGGCGGGAAUGGGAAGAGUGCUGACGAGAAUGUGUCGAGAAAGCAACGGCCUCAGGCUUCUGUCACCAAAGCUGAUGUGGGGGAAAGAUUCUAGGCGAAAAGCAUAUCCGAUAACGAUUCUUGGACUUUUGAGUGAAUGGGAAGGCUACGAAUUGACUUAA
This is a messenger RNA of Fusarium coffeatum, 2388 nucleotides long. RefSeq lists its product as uncharacterized. The record is from RefSeq and is a predicted model, not a curated record. Lineage: Eukaryota; Fungi; Ascomycota; Sordariomycetes; Hypocreales; Nectriaceae. Bases 1 to 2388 code for a protein of 795 amino acids. Gene Ontology annotation, molecular function: serine-type endopeptidase activity; protein binding. The transcript is spliced from 4 exons. Gene Ontology annotation, biological process: proteolysis.